This is a messenger RNA of Limulus polyphemus (Atlantic horseshoe crab), 5858 nucleotides long. RefSeq names its product T-cell immunomodulatory protein-like. The coding region runs from base 438 to 2282 and encodes 614 amino acids. Gene Ontology annotation, cellular component: plasma membrane. NCBI's taxonomy places the organism in Eukaryota, Metazoa, Arthropoda, Merostomata, Xiphosura, Limulidae. The record is from RefSeq and is a predicted model, not a curated record. The transcript is spliced from 2 exons.
UUCCAUGACAACAUUACAUUAUUUUAGGAAACAGGAAGUGAAUUUGUUUAUGAAUUAUGUCAUGAUUUAUCACACUCACAGGUUUAUUAAGUAAGAAUUCGGAUGAACAUUAACUGUUUGUAUUAAUAGUUAGAUUAUAAUUAUUUCAGAAAUAAUUCGCCGUUAUCGUUGUGCUAAAAAAUGAACAAUUGACUCUUACUUAUCUUAAGAGUUUGGUUUGAAUCUUUGAAUUGAAAUACUGAAACCGUAAUGCCUUUAGAAAAUAAGAAAGUAACCGUAUUGACUCGGUCAAUGUGACGAUGUAGCUAAAGGCUGGAAUAAUGGUAAAGUUUUAGGCUAGUAGAUUUACGUUAUCUUUAAUGUUGCUAGGCCUACACCCACAGCAGUAGGUAUAACUUAUUUUUUGUUUUUUCGUUACGUUGUUAUAAACAUUAGCAAUGUGGAAAGAGAGUUAUGUCCAAGGUAAAGAAAAAAUCUCGAUCUUUUGUCAUUUUACACUAUUUCAUAUUAAUUUACUUAGUGUAAUAAUGAUUAGUUUUUACAUUCAACCCCAGGUCAACUGUCUUAAAGAUAUUUCAUUUGACGUGUUCCAGUCAGAAAGUGAUCGUUAUGGAAUUUUAGCUGCAUACGGUGAUUUCAAUUCUGACAAGUUAACUGACGUAUUUGUCAUUAGUAAUAAUGGAAAAAGUUUCGAGGUGUUAAUUUCUUAUUCCAUAAAACCGUUUUUGAGGAGGUCAAGAAUUGUGUGCAGCAUUGAUGAAGGGAUCAUCACAAGUGUUAUGCCAGCUGAUUUUAAUGGAGAUUCCAAAAUGGAUAUUCUAAUAACAGUCAAAAUUCCUGACUUAUACCCAGAGCUUAGCAUUAGAGUGUUGUGGGGAAAUUUUGACACUGUACAAUGUAACACACCUAUUAAAAUUACCAUGAAAGGACAACCUCUGAUCAUGGACUAUAAUAAUGAUAUGAUUGCAGAUAUGUUUGGGGAAGGAGAAGAUGGAAAAAGGUACUAUUGGCUAGGAAGUGUUUCUAGUAAUUUUACACUGCAAGAAGCUGCCAAUCCACUUAAUCAGCCUUUACGGAUUCCACACUCCUGUGCAUUUUUGGACUUGAAUGGUGAUAUGGCAGCUGAUUUAUUGGUAACAGGACAGAAAAAGUUUGAAUACUGGACAAGUUCUGUGGAAGGAAACUUUAGCUACUGGAAGUCUGUACCAAAUCCACAAAAUGUAUCAAAGUUUGGUCAGUCAUCUUUUACUGAUAUUGAUCUUGAUGGAUCACUAGAACAUGUUGUUCCAGUAUGUCAGGAUCAUUCUUGUAAAUUGGGAGGUAUUAUGGUUUUAAAUGACAAUGAUGAAUGGCAAUAUUGGAUACGGGACUUCAAGCAGGGUGAUAUACAGUGGAGCUAUAGUUUACCAGAUGAUGAUUCAACUCCUUUUGAUAACCUAACUCUUUCUCUAACUCUGAGAGUUGCAGAUUUUGAUAUGGAUGGUUUUCCAGAUUUUGUGACUGUGCUGAAGAGACGGUCAGAAGGUAAAGAAGUCAGACAAACUGUUGUUCUGCGUAAUACUCCUUGUUCAGGUUGUUUGUUGGGAAGAACAUUAGAAAUAAUUUGGAAACAGGGAGAUUUAAGUAAAAUCCCGAAUCCACAACUUCCAGCCUUCUAUGACAUAUUUGAGGAUGGAACUAUGGAUUUAAUAAUUUCUGGGAAAAGUGAGGGUUCGUGGAAAUUAUAUGCAUUACAAAACACAUUUGAUUAUGAUGCCUAUUUCAUAAAAGUUCUGGUGUUAAAUGGACGUUGUUAUGUUAGUUGUCCCGGUGAACGUGUGCCUUACGGAACGAACCAGCCUGGUCCUCUUAUUCAGUAUUACACCACACGACCAAAUGGAUCACCGCAGGUCAGUAGUGCAGCACAGCUUUCGCAGUCUGCACAUUUCUCAUUACAGCUUCCAUACGUCGUAUUUGGUUUAGGACAGACACCAAACUUCAUUGACAAGCUAACAGUAGGAAUUCCUGGACACAGAAAUUCUGCAGUACAGAAACGGGUAUGGACUCAAAUUAUUCCGAAUUCACAGAUGGUGGUAAUCCCACAUCCAUCAGACAAGCCAGAUAAAUGGAUUAAUAAACUUUUCGUGACUCCUAGCCGACUAGUUAUUCUGACUUUUGCAGCUCUUCUUGGAACGUGUGGAUUUAUUGGUUUAAUCAUCGGAGCACUACACUGGAAGGAGAGAAGAGAAGACCGGCGUGAGAAGCUGCAGGAAGCUCACCGUUUUCAUUUUGAUGCGAUGUAAAUUUAUGCUCUUUUAUCUUUACAUAUAAGAUGUAACUUUUUAAAGUACCAUAACACUUUGUUCCAUUUUUUCUUUAAUACUUUACUUUUCUGUGGUAAAGUUGUUGUCUUUCUUGUGUAGUAUAUUCUAGUCUGUAGUGUAUAAAUGUUUGAAUUUGGUAUUGAAGUUUGUUUUAAAAGUAUCCCUGGAUAUUGAAUAACUUUGGCUCACUUGGUGUUUAACACUGAGUAUGUGAUACGUUUUGCAGAAUAGCCUUAUCAUUGGAACUUCUUUAAACCCUUUUGUAAAAAAACAACAGAGGUCAUACACCAAACCUUCCACCAUGACUUCACUUCUACAAAAACCCCUUACUUCCCUAACAAAUUAAUAAACAGUCCCCAGCAGCCCAUUACAUGUGGACUGUGUGCUCCUUCUAUUUCUGACCAAUCAAAUCCAAACAAGGGAUGAUCUGGGAUCUGUAAUGGAUGUUACUGUAUCAGAAACAGCCACAGAAACUUUUGUAAGUUGGACCACAACAGCCUGAUCCUUCACAAUAUAAAUCACUAACAAGUUAAUUAUAAAUGAAUACCAAUAAAAGGGAAUCAGUUUAAUGUUGGUCACGUAAGUAUAUAACUAGUUCAUGCAACUUGAUCCAGUAUACAAGUGUUUAACUAUUUAGUGUCCCAUCAUACACACACACAAGUUCUUAGACAGUAAGGUUUUUAGUUUAAGUCCUACUGAAUUAUAGAGCAGUAUAAAAGGGUGCUGUAGUUACUCUAAAUUAAAAUGUGUAAAUAACUUUUCCAGCAUUUCACAAAAAAAAAGUGUACAAAUUAGACAGUUUUACGGUAGUUACAUUAGUAUGUAUAUUCCAACAUUUCUAACUUUUAGCUAUAGUAAAAAUAUUCUUUGAAAUUCAAGUCAGUGAAAUAAAGAAAAGGCUUAGUAAAGUAAGCAGAAACUAUUAUUAUUAACAUUUUUUUUGUAUGCUAUGGUUUGAAUAUUAUGAAAUGCACGAUAUUUUAUUCAUGUCAACUGUUACAGUGGCGUGUCUAAGAUUUCAACCAGUGUGUUUUAUAUUCACCUCUAACAUUUGGAUUUGUGCUUUACCCUCCAUGAAGAAUGUAUAGCAACUGAGAUACUUUGAGAAAUCACAUGUAUAAUAAUAGAUAUAUUUAGCAUGAGACGUGAGCAUAAGGCAGUUUGGAGUGUAGUGACUGUAGAGAAAUAAAUAAAUAAAGUAUCUUAGUAUAUUAAGUAUGGAAAAAUAGUCAUUCUCUGGUGAAUAGUGCAAUUAAUGUAAAGUAUUUGAUUUUAUUAACACUUUCACCGCACUGGGAAAUAUACGUCCCAGCUGCAGCAAGAGGUGUGGGAGCACUGGGAAAUAUACGUCCCAGCCGCAGCAAAAGGAGCGUGAGCACUGGGAAAUAUACGUUUCAGUCACAGCAAAAGGUGUCGGAGCACUGGGUAUUAUAUGUCCCAGCUGCAGCAAGAGGUGUGGGAGCACUGGGAAAUAUACGUCCCAGCCACAGCAAAAGGUGUCGGAGCACUGGGAAGUAUACGUCCCAGCCCACAGCAAAAGGUGCGGGAGCACUGGGAAGUAUACGUCCCAGCCACAGCAAAAGGAGCGGGAGCACUGGGAAGUAUACGUCCCAGCCGCAGCAAAAGGAGUGGGAGCACUGGGAAGUAUACGUUUCAGUCAUAGCAAAAGGUGUCGGAGCACUGGGAAGUAUACGUCCCAGCCGCAGCAAAAGGAGCGGGAGCACUGAGACGUAUACGUCCCAGCUGCAGCAAAAGGAGCGGGAGCACUAGGAAGUAUACGUCCCAGCCGCAGCAAGAGGAGCGGGAGCACUGGGAAGUAUACGUCCCAGCUGCAGCAAAAGUAGCGGGAACACUGGGAAGUAUACAAUGCACAAUGACUGGUUACUGUACUGCAAGGCUGUAUAUCAGUGUGACAGUUUAUAUGGGGAGUCUGUUCUUGAUGAGCAGGCAACUCGGGUGAUCUAACGUAGUUUUAUACUAUAAGCUGGGCAUCUUUAGUUCCAGUUGCCACCUGUAGGAUUCUAUUGGAUUGAAGUAGAGAAUCCAUAGUAAAACUUAUCAGCUAGAUAUCAUGGUGUGUGUGUAUUUGGUUUUAUUUUUACAUUCAACAGACUAAUUACUAUGAUUUGUAGAUCAUCAUAUUCUUGAUAUUUUUUGUUAAAUGCAGUAAUGUUAAGUGCCUGAACUGUCCAACAUUGAGACUUUUUUACAGCUGAUAAAAGUGAUAACAUCACAUUUAACUGCACAAGUUUUUCUUUACAUACUUCUUAACUAGUCGUUUACAUGUUUCAAAUCAGACGUAUGUAAAAUUGGUAUUUUGGAUCUAACUUUUCACAAUCACAAAUUACUGUCCAGUGGAAACUUAUCAAUUAGGGUGGAUUUCAAACAUUAUUUGAUCACCUGUACAUAGAAAGUUCAAAAGGAGAAACCCUCAGUUAAUCGUAUAAAACAAGGUACAUGUAAUAUUUGUGUAUGUUUAAAAGAGAUGAUUGAAAGUAAUUUUAUGAUUUUCUUUAAAUCGUAUGUUUAAAAAAAUAGAAAAUGUUUUCCAAUUUUGAGUUAUUUCAUUUUCAAGAUUUAAUGUAAUUGUGUACUUUCCUUCUUGCUGACAUGUUUCUGUAAUUCAGUGGAAGAUGUGAACAGUUAUAAGUACAAGUGAACAGUUUAAAUAUUAACAAGACCAGAAAGAUUUGUUAUAGGUAAGCUACAGGAACUCUUUACAACAUUUAGUCUAGGAAUUAGAGCUCGGACGUCUGACUUUGCUUGAAAAUCCUCUAAAACUAGAAAUUAAACUUUAAUCUUUGUAUGAGUUAUGGAAGAGUGUUUGUAUUACUACAAAAAUGGUUCAGACUGUUCAGUUACUUUUCAGCCAUUUUUACGUAUUUGUGUACGUUUUUUCAGAGAGUAAAUUAAAUUUUGAGACUACACAGUGCAUAACAUAACCAUGUUUUUCAUCUUAAUAUGUUCGAUGAUUAUGAAUAAAACUCCAUACUAAAAGGUUUAUGUAUUUUAGGAAUUAUUGGCCGAGGGAAACCAAAUUUUACCAGAGCCAUAUUGAGAAUUAUGAAGUUUAUUCAAAGUUUGAUAUAGUAUAGGGUGAUUCAGAAUCUGUCCGUUGUUAUUGUAUGUAAGUUAAUCUACUAAAAGUAACAUGUGUUCACUGAUCCUUACGAUAUCCUAUUACUGUUAUGUAUUCAAAUUACCAAUCUUGUUUUCUUGAAAGAGAAUAAAAAAAUAUAAAAGUAAUGAUAGUUUCCAAAAAAAAAGGGAUUUAGGUUUGUAGUGUAAUGUUGGUUUGAAAUGCCAUCUACCAUGUUUAAACCUUUUUUAAAAAUAAAACUUUUGAUUCUCAACAUUCUCUGGUGAAGUUUUCUUCGGGAUAAAUUGUUUUUAAGCUAUAAUAAUUUUUAAUAAAGUGUUUCUUUAUAAUCUUUUUGUAUAUUUUGUAAAAUUUUGGUUAUUUCUAGUGUAAUACUACAUCUAUACUGUAAUUUUCAAAGUAGCUGUAGACUAGUGUUAAUGAAAUGAUGCAUCUUGGGCUUCCACUUGUUAAAG